This is a messenger RNA of Sinocyclocheilus grahami, 2453 nucleotides long. RefSeq names its product probable G-protein coupled receptor 22. The transcript has 6 exons. Gene Ontology annotation, biological process: cellular response to hormone stimulus; G protein-coupled receptor signaling pathway. Bases 651 to 2234 code for a protein of 527 amino acids. NCBI's taxonomy places the organism in Eukaryota, Metazoa, Chordata, Actinopteri, Cypriniformes, Cyprinidae. The record is from RefSeq and is a predicted model, not a curated record. Gene Ontology annotation, molecular function: G protein-coupled receptor activity; peptide binding. Gene Ontology annotation, cellular component: plasma membrane.
UGCAGGCUUACCGAAGCUCCUCCACGUCCCCAGAGCGCUCACUAAUCCGAGGGGACGAGGAGGGUCAUAAGCUGCGUGUUGUGAGGAACACAAACGAUCCAGACUACGAGCACAUUUACUCUAUAGAGACCUACGAUGAUGAUACUCCAGUGGUGGAGAUUGCUGACUAUGACACCACGGUCAAUAAAAGCCAGGGUCAAACCGUCUCUUUUGAUUCAUUAAAAGCUGAAAGGACAAAAUUUGAGGUGAAAGGUAAAGACUCCUGCAUCUUGCCCAUGGAAGAGGGUAAUUGUUCCUGCUCUACUCUGCGCUGGUACUUUAACUCUGAAGUGGGCGUCUGUAGACCUUUUAUCUACAGCGGCUGUAGAGGAAAUGCUAACCGCUUUUUACAAAAGGAAGAAUGUGAGAAACUCUGUCUACAAGAGUAAGAAGCAUUUUGUUUUAGCUUGAAGACAAGAGUUGACUGUAAAUGGAGGAUCACUAACUCGUCUGCAAUAUGAAAAAAACUAAACCAUAGUGUUUAACACUGCCAUUAUGCACAAGAGAUAAAGAGCUGUCAAUCAUUCAUCAACGCCCCAAGAAAACACCUGAGUAGGUGGAGCAUGGCCAGUGGGAGUGGCUGGCGUUACUAUGCCUGAAGGCACGUGGCGAUGGUGUCCAUGGAGACAGAUGGCAGCUUCACUGGGGUCCAUGGUCUGUCCCUCUUACAGGCUGAAGAUAGCGUGGGGGCCGGACUUCCGCAGCAGGAGGGGACGUGGCUCGGCUUCCGGGCUACAGUGAGUGCUGUGCUGCUGCUGGAGCUGCUCCUGGGGGUGGGUGGCAAUCUCACCGUGCUGGUGUUAUACUGUGGUCACUGCAGCCUGUUGGAGUCCGUCAGUCAUGCCGUCACACUCAGCCUGCACACCCUUGACCUGCUGCUCUGUCUCCUUUGCCUGCCGAUCACUGCCACGCUCCUCAUCCUGGGUGGAGCCUCGGUUCCUCACCACGCCUUUCUCUGCUGUCUCCACGAAUCGGCAGCCAGUUUCGCCAGCGUGGGCACUGCACUUAAUCUCCUGCUCAUCAGCUUAGAUCGCUAUGACAUCAGCGUCCGGCCAGCCAAUCGUCUGCUGACACCUCGAAGGGCGACCAUUUUACUUGUUGGAGUAUGGGCGGUUUCUUUAGCUGUACCCCUCCUACCAUUCUUGGAGGCGGGGUUUGUUUCAGGGCAAGGAGAGGGGGUGUUUGUGCACUCCAAUAGCACUGUGCUUUGUUCAGAGUGGGGGGGAUCUCUACAGGCUCAUCUGUUACUACAGGUUCCUGUGUUCCUGUGCUCUCUCGCUGUGAUGCUGUUUACAUACUCGCGAAUUCUUCAGGCACUGCACAUCCGCAUCGGACGCACACCCAGGCCCCAUCGAGACAGCAAGCGGCCUGUGCAACGCCUCUGGUUACGCCGUAAAAGGUCAACAAGGUCACCGGAUCACACAACGAGAAACACACCCACCUCCCCACCGCCACUUUCUACCGGGCCACUUAUCGCCUCGGAUACAGUUACAACAGUAACCAUCAACACUGAGACGAACACCCCCUCACUCACCACACCACUUAGCCCCACCCCUACUGUAUCCGUGAUAACCUCACCCUUAAGCCCCACCCCCACUGUUUCAAUGGUAACCAAGCCUUUGAGUCCCGCCACAUCUGUGUCCGUCAUAACUAGCCCCCACAUCCCUACCCCUGCUACAUCAUCAGUGACCAUGCCUUUGAGCCCCAUGCCCACUGUGUCCACGGUAACCACUCAGCUAAGCCCCGCCCCCGCCCAAGGGCCACCCAGCAUGGGUGUGGGAGCGUCAGUAUCGGCCAUUUUGGCUCUGCGUCGAGCGGUUCGGCGCCACCGUGAUCGGCGGGAACGUCAAAGACGAGUCUUUCGCAUGUCUGUCAUCAUCAUCCUCUCAUUUCUGCUAUGCUGGGCACCUCUCUCCAUCAUGCCCCUUCUCAUGCUGGCCUUUGGGCCCUCUGAUUGGCUAGAACGCCUGAGACUCUGCUUCCUGGUGCUCGCAUAUUGGACAGUAGUGCUACAUCCGCUACUGUACGCAUUCACGCGGCAAAAACUGCGCAAAGUUCUGCAUACCCGUCUGCGCAGGCUGAGGUCGCAAAAUGCGCAGACUCGUAUUCGCACUAAUACCAGGAUCCACCGCAAGCACAGGGCAGAUUGCAGCGAUGCUACUGACCGCUGCCUGACGGAGGCUGUUAGAGAGUGAGUGUUUGUGUGUCUGUGUGUCUCUUAUAACUAGGCUCACACAGAAUCUGAAUCUGCAUUCCUAUGUGUACAUCCGUCAUUCCCUUGUGUUUUGGUUUAUUCAAUAUUUUGGAUGGAUUUAAUUAUGCUUUCAGCUGGUAAUAUCAAUAUUUUCAGAUCCAUUUAACAUAUUUAACCAUGGGUAAAUCCAAGGCCGUAACCGUAUUUUGAACAUUGAGGA